UGAAUAUAGCUUUCAUUGCUUUAAAAGGUGGGGUAUCUACGCGUGACCUUGUUGGGAUCAGAUUCCGGGCACGUCUCUAACGAGUAUGUAGAAUACUACUCAGCGCUCAGUAUUUGAAUAAGGACAGGUAAAUAAUGUUUGUUGAAGUAUAAUAAAGUUUGAGUUUACAGCACAGUUUGUUCAGACUAUGUCUGGAAGCAUGUGUUAAUCACCAAAAUGCUUAUCUAUGCUUUUUGCUGAAGAAUACGAAGAAUAAGACCUAGUAGUUGAGAUGCCAGAUCAGUCAUGGAUACCACUUCAGCUGGGACAUACAUGCGACGCAAGAAAAUGGAGUGGUUUGAUGCGUGUGAUGUGUGUUUGACGAAGCCAUUACCUUAUAUGUAUGCAGGGAUUAUUUUAAUAGUGAAAACUUUGAUAGAAGAAACAAUUGCUCUCUUGUCUGACUGCAAGACAACUCGGAUAUGCUGGUAUGAAGCGUUAGAUUGGGAUAAAAAGACUGUUCUUGGAUUUUCUUUAUGGGGCAUGUGUGAGCUGAACACCAACGUAUCUCAGGAAAGUACUUGUCAGCGCCUAGAAGCAUUCAAACGGCUGCCACUAAUCCAAGGAUUCCAUGUGGUUUCAACAUUACUGUUAUUGACAAGUUUAAUACUUUUGUCAGCAAUUGUGGUCAAAAUGGUGCGAAUUGUUCCUAGUCUUGAGUAUCGAUACCCCCCAGCAGUCACGUUGUGUCUAAUCGGAGUCACCAUGGUUCUGUUUAUAUCAAGUAUUUUUCAAAUCUCAGCUAUCGCAGUCUACAACAGCAAUGUGGGAGAUGUAAAGCGACUGGCCAGUGAACCCUACCUCUCCCAGGGCAUGGCGUUCACGCUCUCGGUGUUGUCAUCGGCGUUUUCCUUAUUGGCGGUUUCAGCCGUUUUGAUGGGUGCUCUUCUUACACGAAGUUCACAACCAGCGCUAACUGAACAAGAGUGGGAAUGACAGGAAAAGUUAAUUUAUUCUAUUUCAGUUUACACGUGGAUAUUUUUUAUAGAUCUAUAUCCUUUUGAUAUAGAUAUCAACUUACUAAAUAUGAGGCUGUGUUUUGAUGUCGUAGGCAGUGAUGUAUAUUAUAUUUGUCAUGCUAAAGACGACGAUUAACAAGAUUAUUUAUUUUCA
Molecule: messenger RNA, 1152 nt
Organism: Lingula anatina
Lineage: Eukaryota; Metazoa; Brachiopoda; Lingulata; Lingulida; Lingulidae
Source: RefSeq, a predicted model, not a curated record